This is a messenger RNA of Anopheles gambiae (African malaria mosquito), 513 nucleotides long. Its product is annotated as larval cuticle protein A2B. Gene Ontology annotation, cellular component: extracellular matrix. The coding region runs from base 67 to 465 and encodes 132 amino acids. NCBI's taxonomy places the organism in Eukaryota, Metazoa, Arthropoda, Insecta, Diptera, Culicidae. The transcript is spliced from 2 exons. The record is from RefSeq and is a predicted model, not a curated record.
CCAUAUUUUUGGCAUCAGUGACCAUUUGUUCGCCCCACACACAACACCUCACAAGUAUUUUGCAACAUGUAUUCCAAGAUCAUUGUUGUUCUGGCCCUUGUCGCCGCCGUCAGUGCUCAAAGCCACUACGGACAUCAACAACACUACCAGCCCCAGCACUACCAUCACGAAGAGGAGCAUCACGGACCAGUGCACUACGAAUAUAACUACGAUGUGCAUGAUGACCACACCGGUGAUGUUCACGGCCAGAAGGAGGCUCGUAAAGACGACUCUACUCAGGGCGAGUACUACCUGAUCGAUGCCGAUGGUCACAAGCGUACCGUCACGUACCACGUUGAGGGCAAGAGCGGAUUCAUCGCGGAGGUGCACCGUGAGCCGAUCAAGGGAUACCAGGCACCGCAGCCCCAGCACCACCAAUAUCAGCCGCAUCAUGGAGCGUCCGUUCAUCAAAAUAACCAUUAUUAGAAACAAAAUAUUGAAUUAGAGUAUUACUCGAAUAUUUCAAACGUUCUU